AUGCCCGACAUUGACCCCGCGGCCUUGAGCCGCCCGUCUGUCAGCGUUUCGACGCCUGUUCUAUCGACAAAGACGCUCACAGUGAGCGCACCGGGCUCUACGAAGGCUGUCAAGACUAGCCAGAUAAUACCAUCUCGAAUUGAUCUUGAGCCGCUGUAUACGGCCCUGAAAGCCGCCAUCAGCUCUGAGCAAUGGCUCAUAUAUAAAGAAUCCACAACUGAGUUUCUAACUGGGCGACUCAACCAGUCCGAAUACUCCAGCCGAAUCGAUCCAAUAUUAGCAUCACCAACAGGAGAGAAAGACCACCUGCACAACCAACUUAUCGCUGCGAUCUAUGGCAAUGUCACUCGGGAGAUGCCCGAUAUUGGCCUUGCGCCAUGGGUUAGUGCCAAUGACAAACCUACGACGACUACGGGCAGUAAACCUGUGUCGGGUGACGCAGCGGAGCGGAGGUUAAAGGGAGAGGUGAUGCAACUACCCGCACGGGAUCGACGACGCAUUAAGGAACUUACACAAAACGAGUAUGACCCCCUCGAGAGCUUGGCAAAUAUGUUUACGGAGACGCACCGAAAACCGCCUGUGACUGCCGAUGUUCCACCAAGUGCGGCCGGCGGCAUCAACAACAUGAACUUUGACCUAGAGAUUCGAAAGCGAUAUACACAGCCACUUGCUGUCGAGUCCGGCGAAUUUCCUGAUAUGAGCCUGAUAGCUGGAAGAAUGCUGCCUUUUUGUUACGAGGCUGGCCUUGUCAAUGGGCAUGUUUCAGAGGCGUCGACUCUUAUGUCUGUUGCUACAGAGACAUUCAUCAAGGAGAUCUUGACGCAGAUCUUUAGUCGCACUCAAAGCAAUGGCCCGGGCGAAUCGGGCAGCGCAGGCUAUGGAAUAGGUACCACAUGGGUUCAAACACAUAAAUACAGGCGGCAACUUCACCGCGAAGAAGACGCGGCUCAGAGGGGAGAGAUAAGCCGAGAUAAGUCAGGCUUGCUGCCCAUCGAGUCCAAGGUAGCCAGCGAAAGAGGCCCGCUAGGCAUAGCGGAUAUGCGAAUCGCCUUGGAGAUGGCAGACUCUGGAAUAUCCCAAUUCCCUAUUAUUUCGGCACAGAUCUUGUACGGUUACCGGGAAGGCGAGCUCGAAAACUGGAACGACUAUACCUGGGCUGAUGGCGAAGCCCCCGCGGCGCAAGUUGAGGAGAUUCUGGCAAAUGGCAACGCAGAACUCACCAAUGGCACUCUGCCAGACGCAAUGGAUAUCGACAAUGAAGUAUGGUGGGAGGGAGCCGAAAAAAUAGACAUGGAUAUGAUAGACAGUGCCUUGGAUUCCUGUCUCGCCGUCGGAUCAUGA
Messenger RNA from Trichoderma gamsii, 1341 nucleotides. RefSeq names its product transcriptional coactivator HFI1/ADA1. The coding region runs from base 1 to 1341 and encodes 446 amino acids. NCBI's taxonomy places the organism in Eukaryota, Fungi, Ascomycota, Sordariomycetes, Hypocreales, Hypocreaceae. Gene Ontology annotation, cellular component: SAGA complex. Gene Ontology annotation, biological process: regulation of transcription by RNA polymerase II. The record is from RefSeq and is a predicted model, not a curated record. Gene Ontology annotation, molecular function: transcription coactivator activity. The transcript is spliced from 4 exons.